Molecule: messenger RNA, 1883 nt
Organism: Paramacrobiotus metropolitanus
Lineage: Eukaryota; Metazoa; Tardigrada; Eutardigrada; Parachela; Macrobiotidae
Product: calcium-activated potassium channel subunit alpha-1-like
Exons: 10
Coding region: 546-1883 (445 amino acids)
Molecular function (GO): large conductance calcium-activated potassium channel activity
Source: RefSeq, a predicted model, not a curated record
UCGUUAGAGUAUGCUUAUGUGCAAAUUCGCAUCAACUCUAAAUAGCAUUUUACAAGUUUCCAAUUUUUAUAUUAUACGCCACGGUGGAAUACAUGUACACAUAAUUAGCGCUCCAGACGGCAUAGUCAUUUCGAAAAAAGGCCGCACUCUGAAGUCAGCAUGUUGCAUUUUUAUAAAGCGUCAUAUUUUCCUAAUGAAGGACACUUAUCUAUUUUACCUUAAUUCCCGGAGAUAUUGUUGGACGAUGCAUAUUAUACGCACUUGAAGGUUGUAAUGCACAUGUACAGUACGUGCAUGACAUGAACGUUGAACUAAGUGGAAACAUGUGUGCAUUUGUGUACUUAUUUUUAUAUUGCGCUUGUUUUUCCGCAUAAUUCCCCUUCUGCCACUUUACUGGAAAUAAAAUGUAGCAAUAGCAGGACUAUCAGGAAGUUGUAAUUAUACGGGUACUUACAUGUACCGGAAAAUCAAUGUGUGGUACGAAGAAAGCGUCGUCUCGGUGGCGAAUGUAAUAUUUUUGUGUGAAUCACUUACUAACAACAAAAAUGGACAACGGCACAUUCAAAUCAGCAUCGGGAGUAAUUCUAGACUGGACGAAUACCUGUGGGCAGCGGAUGUGGCCGCUCUUUCUGGCUUCGUGUUUUACCUUUGCCGGUGCAAUGUGGAUAGGGCUGGCCGUGGGGCGGGGACUUUUGGCUGUAUGGGAAUACCGUCACAGGAGACUCUACAGACCAGCAUCGGGUGUUGCGGAUAAAAUGCGCAUACGCGAACAACCUAGCUGGAUGUCCACGGUGAAGUUUGUUGUGGGCGAAUUUCUUUCACUGUCCACAGCGACAGGAAGAGCGUUGGCUUUCCUGGAAUUUUGUCUGGGAAUGACAGUCCUUAUCAUCUACUUCUCGAGGGUCUCGGGGAAGAUAACCGCUGUAGAAAGCUGCAUUAAGUGGACGCAGCGUCCGGACUUACAGCUUGAAUGUAUCUGCAACACUGUCCUCUUCCUUUUCUUCGCAUUCCAGUUCACUGGUGCUAUGGAUAAAGUGGAGUUUUUGUUGUCGAUUAAAGCGAUGGUAACAUAUUUCACCAUACCUCCAUCAUUCCUCUCCAUGAUUUUUAAUCAUGAUUGGAUCGGGCUGCGGUGUCUUCGUGCUUGUCAUUUGUUAUUUAUAUCGGAUUACUUCCGCUACACCCAAUUGAUUAAGAAGGCUACUGUGCGGCGAUUAAUUCACAUUUGCACAGUUAUCGUCACUGUUACUCUAGUGGCAGCGGGAAUAUUUCAUUUGCUGGAAUUAACUGGGGAUGACUGGUUGCAAGUUGACAGCGAUGCUACUCGUCAGGACAAGUCAUACUGGGAAUGGGUGUACAUGUCCGUUGUCACUUUAUCGACAGUAGGAUUCGGCGACAUUUCACCCAAAUCGACUCUUGGCCAGAUCUUCUGCAUUAUGCUGAUAGUGGGAGUUUUGGCAUUGUUUGCCUCGGCAGUACCAGAAAUAUACGAAAUCAUCAGCAACUGGCACAAAUUCGCCGCGCCUUACCAACCGGAGCGCGGUGUGCACCACAUUGUGGUUUCCGGGCACAUCACCAUUGGAACGAUGCAGUCGCUGGUCAAGGAUUUGAGCCGACCAGAUCGACGACAGUACUGUCUCGAUAUUGUUUUUAUUAGUCCGAGCGAACCAAGCAUGGAGGUCAAGUCUUUUUUAAAGGAAGUCCAGACGUAUGUACAUUAUGUUCAAGGAAGUCUGCUUUAUGCCGCUUGUCUGCAAAAUGUUAAAAUCAACGACGCCGAAGCCUAUCCCCAUAAAGAAAAACGGCUGUCAGGACUACAAUUUGAAUCUUUUUCGGUUGCUUCGAAGAAGGCUUCCGCCCAGAUCCAAGUCAUACAACGUUAG